GUCAUAACGCUGCUCCUCCCAGGCCAGACGGCUUCCGUGCAGCUCUGCUUUCACUUUACUGCCUGAGACCAUGGGCGCUCUCCUGAGUGGUGGCCAGGAUGGCCCGGAGCCCGCGCAGCCCCAGCCUCCAGCGCCGCAGGGUCCGCAGCAGCCUCAGCCGGAACCUGGCCCGUGGGGGCCACUGGACGACGUGCGCUUUCUAAUCGCCUGCACGUCCUGGUACUGACCCGGCCACCCCUGGCCUUCAUGCCCUCCUGGGCCUGGCCUGGCUUUUAUCUCCUCACCCUGUGAUUUCCUGUCUUACUCCCUCUGGGCAGAGAUUCAAGAAAGAUCGCGGAGACUGAAAGUCCCUCAGGGCCACCUCAGAGAAUUGCACCUCAGCUUCAGACUUGACAGACCCCCGAACCAGCUCAUUCCCACGCCCCCUUUCAGCUCUGUCCUUGGGCUGAUUUCCUUAAGAGGAAGAGCCAGGAUCAGAUGAGGCGUCCUGGCAGGCUCUUGAUGCUGUUGAAUCCUGGUUUCCCCCUCGCUAGAACUGAGCUGCUGCCUGGCCAUAGCCCCAUGUGCCCUGUCUCCAGAGAAGUCUUGCCACAAUGACCCUCCCGUACUCCUGAGGUUCCUGGGUGACGGGUUGGGGUGGGGUGGGGAGGACAGGACAUUGAUUGCUGGUUAGAAGAUGCACGAGGCAACUGCAGAAGUACACUCCCAGGGUACCCUUUUCUCCCUGAAACUUCUUACGGGCACACAUAUGCCCUGGUCUUUGUUCCCAUACCCCAGGGGAAAAAACACUGUAUUUCUGUUUUAUUUAGAAAUGAUUUAAAAAACAUUGUACAAAGGCUGAUCAGUUUAAAAUGUGACCGACACUGAGAUGCUGUGAUGUCACCCAGGCCGAGGGGAAGCUGAGCUCUGGGGGCUCUAGUACUUUGCCCCUCUGACUGCUCUGACCUGGGCUGAUGGACAAACAGAUGACCGCAGGCAGAAGAAUCCAAGAUUGGAAGCCUCUAGGCUGAGCCCUCUCUGGGCCCGGCCCUGUGUCCCUCACAUCUGCAGCCUGGGCUGCCUGCCUCCAUCCCCUGCUCUUUCGCAACUGGCCUUGGAAUGCCAGGAGCCAACAGGGAGCCUGCGGGGCCUAGAGCUUUCAAGAAGUGAGCACCAACCUGAGGAGAGGGACCAGGGGACUGGGGGAGGGAGGCCCAGAGGAGAGGACUAGAAGAGACAGUUUUCUCGGACCCUGGAAGGGCCCACUGAUGGGGACACAAGACCCAGCCAGGGCCACCUGGAUGGCAGGGGCAGAUAAUAAGACCUCCUUGUGCUUCAUCUGAGGGUAAGAUGAGUGCUACCCUCAGCCUCUCUCAGAGCCUACAGGAGUUUCAUGUGAGUGGACAGCUGUGAGCUAAUAAAGUGCUUUGCAAAGUAUAAAA
Mus musculus (house mouse) is the source of this 1421-nucleotide messenger RNA. RefSeq names its product matrix metallopeptidase 24 opposite strand transcript 1 (gene Mmp24os1). The transcript has 2 exons. Bases 71 to 226 code for a protein of 51 amino acids. The record is from RefSeq and is marked validated. Lineage: Eukaryota; Metazoa; Chordata; Mammalia; Rodentia; Muridae.